Pyrus x bretschneideri (Chinese white pear) is the source of this 957-nucleotide messenger RNA. RefSeq lists its product as uncharacterized. The transcript has a single exon. Bases 1 to 957 code for a protein of 318 amino acids. The record is from RefSeq and is a predicted model, not a curated record. NCBI's taxonomy places the organism in Eukaryota, Viridiplantae, Streptophyta, Magnoliopsida, Rosales, Rosaceae.
AUGUCUCAUCAAAUUCUUCAGGCCUCACCCGUUUCCAUUCCAAAAUCACCAUCUUCCGAGAAAGUGUGCAAGGAAAAGGAGACAGAUAAGUCAGCUCCGCAGAGCGCUGUGACUUAUGUCUAUCAAGCGAAAAUAGCUGAAUUGUGCUGCAAUGUCACAGUGACAUGGUGUAAAAACCUAACUAGCCAUUCCCUCUGCAUCACAGUGGAAAAGCCUUGUCAACAAAAUCAGUGCUGUAUUUGUAAGAUUGACUUAAACUCUACUCAGUUUUGGGGCAAGAAAGGUCUCAAAUCGUUUGAAGUAGAUGGAAGACGGGUAGAUGUGUAUUGGGAUUUUCGACAGGCAAAAUUCUCCUGCAUCCCAGAGCCAUGCUCGAAUUACUAUGUUGCCUUGGUGUCCAAACAAGAGGUGGUUUUACUGCUGGGGGACUUAAUGGAAGAUGCUUAUAAGCGGACGAGAUCAAGAUCAUCAUCGGAAGAGGCUAGGUUGAUGUACAAGAAGGAGAAUGUGUGUGGGAAAGGAUUGUUUUGCACCAAAGCCAUGUUGGAGGAAGGGAGGAAAGAACAUGACAUUGUGAUUGAAACAUUGUUGUCCGGGCCCAAAGAUCCUGAAAUGUGGAUUAGCGUAGACGGGACAGUGGCAAUUCGGAUUAUGAACUUGAAUUGGAGGUUUAGAGGGAAUAAAACUGUGAUGCUGAAUGAUAUGCCAGUUGAAAUUUUUUGGGAUGUGCAUGAUUGGUUGUUUAGUAGCUUAGGCACAAGCCAAGGGUUUUUCAUUUUUAAGGCAGGGAGGGUAGAUUGGGAAUCAUCGAAUAUCAAUUACGAUUAUGCGAGUAGAAAUGGAAACUGCAGCAGUUGCAGCCUGCAGCACAGUCCAUAUAACUCACCAAAAGGCAAAGGGAGUUCAUCAAACAUAGGAGGGUUUUGCCAUUUUCUCUAUGCUUGGAAAACCGAGUGA